Cyprinodon variegatus (sheepshead minnow) is the source of this 3588-nucleotide messenger RNA. It is a transcript of the gene vps18, whose product is annotated as VPS18 CORVET/HOPS core subunit. Gene Ontology annotation, molecular function: protein-macromolecule adaptor activity. Gene Ontology annotation, biological process: organelle fusion; endosome to lysosome transport; intracellular protein transport. The transcript has 10 exons. The record is from RefSeq and is a predicted model, not a curated record. NCBI's taxonomy places the organism in Eukaryota, Metazoa, Chordata, Actinopteri, Cyprinodontiformes, Cyprinodontidae. Gene Ontology annotation, cellular component: endosome; HOPS complex. The coding region runs from base 210 to 3158 and encodes 982 amino acids.
GAUCAUCUGACUGACGGUUCGCCCAGUUUUGCAGACUCGGAAGCUAUAUGAAUGUUAUUUUUUCACUUAGUAUUAAAACCUAUGUACCCGAGGCCUUUAAGCGCUACGUAGAAACUUUACAACCCAACGUGCGGUUCUUUUUUUUCUAUUUAGAUGCAAUUUGAGAGAGAAUAAAGGUCGUAAAAUAAGUCCUCUCUGGUCAUUUUGAUAUGGCUUCUAUUCUUGAUGAGUAUGAGGACUCCCAGAACUUCAGGCAAAGUUCUCAGCAGCACAGCCGCCUAACCUCUGCUAACAUCGGGCUAACGCAUUCAGGUUUCGUAAAUGUGAGGCUGGAGGAAGAAAAGCCGAUAUUCAACAAGCAGAGGAUUGACUUCACUCCUCCUGAGAGGAUCAAUCACUUGGUAGUCUGCAACAACCAGCUCUGUAUGAGUCUGGGAAAGGAUACUUUGUUAAGGAUUGACUUGGCAAAACCAGAUCAGCCCAAUCAAACUGAAUUAGGGAGGAAAGAUGACAGCAAAGUGCACAAGCUGUUCUUGGACCCGACAGGCUCCCAUCUGCUGAUCAGCCUGAGCACCAACGAAUGCCUGUACCUCAACAGAAACACCCAGAAGGUGCGCAGUCUGUCCCGAUGGAGAGGCCACCUCAUCGAGAGUGUGGGCUGGAACAAGCUGCUUGGCAACGAGACCAGCACAGGGCCCAUCCUGGUCGGCACCAGCCAAGGGGUUAUUUUUGAGGCAGAGAUUUCUGCAAAUGAGGGCAGCCUGUUUAACACCAACCCAGAUCAGUACUUCAGACAGGUCCAUUCCCUGGAGGAGGAUGGCAGGCCUGCACCAGUCUGCUGCUUGGAGAUUGAGCGAGGCCCAGAAAACAAAUACUUCAUCAUCGCCACCACCCGCAAGCGCCUGUUCCAGUUUGUGGGUAAGGUGGCCGAAGGGUCGGAGCAGCAAGGCUUCAGCACCAUUUUCAAUCAGAACCAGGACCUGCUGCCCAGUUUCCAGGAGUUCCCAGCCAACAUGGGAUACAGCGAGAUUACAUUCUACACAGCAAAACUUAGGAACUUCCCUAAAGCGUUUGCCUGGAUGAUGGGUAAUGGCGUUCUGUACGGUCAGCUGGACUACGUUAGGCCUGAUUCCCUGCUGAGUGAUGUCCAGGUGUGGGAGUACACGCCAGAUGUCGACAUUAUCCAGAACAAACCCAUUUCCAUCGUGCUGACACAGUUCCACUUCUUGCUGCUGCUUCAUGACCGAAUAAAAGCAAUCUGCACCCUGAAUGGAGCAGUGGUGUACGAGGAUGUGUUUCCAGAUAAAUUUGGCCCCCUAAAGAGGAUGAUCAAAGAUCCCAUCGGAGGAUUGGUGUGGAUCUACACAGAGCGGGCAGUUUUCCGAUACCACAUCCAACGCGAGGCCAGGGAUGUCUGGCAGAUGUACAUGAGCAUGAACAAGUUUGAUCUGGCCAAGGAGUACUGCCGCGAUCGGCCAGAGUGCAUGGAUAUGGUGCUAGCUAAGGAGGCUGAGUACUGCUUCCAGAAUAAGAGAUACCUGGAAAGCGCCAAGUGCUAUGCAAUGACACAGAACUACUUUGAAGAGAUAGCGCUCAAGUUCAUCGAAGCCAAGCAAGAAGAGGCACUGAAGGAGUUCUUACUGAAGAAGCUGAACAAUCUAAAACAGACUGAGAGAACGCAGAUCACCUUGCUGGUGACAUGGCUAACAGAACUCUACCUGAACCGCCUGGGGCAGCUGGAGAGCGACGGCAACAUCCUCAUCUUCCAGGAAACCCGAGAAGAGUUCCGCCAGUUUUUAAGCAGCGCGAAGCACAGAGAAUGCCUGUUCAACAACCGCAGCACCAUUUACGACCUGCUGGCCAGCCACGGCAACGUGGACGACAUGGUUUACUUCUCAGUCGUCAUGCAGGACUACGAGAGAGUCAUAUCCCACCACUGUCAGCAUGACAACUUCAGCGCAACCCUUGAUGUGCUCCCCAAGCACUGCGACGAAAAGCUCUUCUACAAAUUCUCGCCUGUCCUCAUGCAGCACAUUCCCAAGAACGUGGUGGACGCAUGGAUUCAGAUGGGCAAUAGGCUGGACCCAAAGAAGCUCAUCCCUGCCCUGAUGAACUACAGCCAGAUGGGCAGCACCCAGCAGAUCAACGAGACCAUCCGCUACAUGGAGUUCUGUGUUUAUGAGCUAAACGUGACCGAGGAGGCCAUUCAUAACUAUCUGCUGUCCCUUUACGCAAAGUACAAGCCCGACUCUCUGUUGCAGUAUCUAAAACAGGCAGGUACUCACCCCAAAGAGAUCUACUAUGAUCUAAAGUAUGCCCUCAGACUGUGUGCUGAGCAUGGCUUCCUUCAGGCCUGCGUGUUGGUUUAUAGAAUCAUGGAGCUGCACGAGGAGGCAGUGGAUCUAGCUUUACAAGUGGACGUAGAUUUGGCCAAGUCCUGUGCAGAUCUGCCUGAGGAUGACGAGGAGAUGAGGAAAAAGCUUUGGCUGAAGAUCGCCAGGCAUGUGGUGCAGGAGGAGAAGGAUGUGAAGAAAGCCAUGAACUGUCUGUCCAGCUGCAACCUGCUCAAGAUUGAAGACAUUCUGCCUUUCUUUCCAGAUUUUGUCACCAUUGACCACUUUAAGGAGGCAAUCUGCAGUUCCCUGGAGGAGUACAACAAGCACAUUGAGGAGCUAAAGCAGGAAAUGGAGGAGGCAACAGAGAGCGCUAAACGAAUCAGGGAAGACAUCCAGGAAAUGAGGAAUAAGUAUGGUGUUGUGGAUUCCCAAGAAAAGUGUGCGGCGUGUGACUUCCCGUUACUCAACAGGCCCUUCUAUUUGUUUCUGUGUGGUCACAUGUUCCAUAACGACUGCCUGUUUCAGGAAGUGACCCCUCACCUGUCAGCCUUUAAGCAGAAUCGCCUGGAAGAGCUCCAGAAAAAGCUGGCUGCUACAACACCUUCUACUAAAUCCCGCAACCGCCCGGCACCCAAGGAGGAGGGGGACACAGCCAGUCUGGGAAAGGGCAUGGGGGCAACGAGUCGUGAGCAGAUAGUAUCCGACAUCGAUGACAUUGUUGCGUCGGAGUGCGCAUACUGUGGCGAACUGAUGAUCAAAUCUAUCGACAAGCCUUUCAUUGAUCCACAGAAAUUUGAACAAGACAAAUCCAGCUGGCUGUGAAGACACUGGUAUGGUAACAUCAAAACAAAUUGCAUUUUUAUGUCUGUUUUAAGAACAAGGAAGCCAAUAAAAACAGAUUCUUGCCUGUUGGUAGUGCCUAUUCUGAUGCACAGAAUCCUUAUUUUGCUGUCAGUUUGUGAACCUGAUGGAAAACCUUUGCACUUUGUACAGAAGUAUUUAAUGAGCAACUGUCAUGAACAGACUGUGUUAUUCAAGACAGUUUAAUAUGAAAUAUUUGCAGUACAUAAUUAACAUACAUGUCUGAUAAUAGCUGUGACUGUCACCACACAAUACCAGUUUGAACUUAGUUGAUUAUUUGCCACUUGAUACCAUAACAUCCACAUUCAUUUGUGUGUUUUGUCUCUCUGGUCUGUUUUCAUUUACUAUUAAAUGUCUGGAAAAUAAACAACUACUUCAUGUUAAAGCCUUU